AUGGACCAAGCCACUCAUGGACAGGAUGCGCGGAACGACAUAGAACGACUGGAGUCGAAGGAGCACACAUACGGCGAGGACCUCAAGAACUUUGACCACAGCAACGAUGUCGGCUACGAACAGUACCGACAAGGCCUCGACAUCGUCGCUACGCACAAAGAAGAAAGCUGGAUCCGCUGGAAGAUCGACCUGAUAAUCCUCCCAAUCUUCCUGGUCACGCAGUGUCUGCAGUUCAUCGACAAAACGGCUCUCAACUAUGCGAACCUGUUCGGGUACCAAGAGGCGCUGAACUUGCAGGGAAAGGAGUUUAACUAUCUGUCCGCCAUGGUGUACGCGGGAUAUUUCUUCGGACAAUAUCCAUGCGGUUGGCUCAUCGGUCGCUUCCCUGCGCAGAGGGUACUGGGCAUAAGUUGCUUGCUGUGGGGCUUCACGGUCCUCAUCUUGACCGAAUGUCACACCUUCUCUUCCGCACUCGCUGUCCGCUUCCUCAUGGGCAUUUUCGAGGCUGCCGUCACGCCCGGCUUGACACUGAUGACCGGGUUUUGGUACAAGCGAAGCGAGAUCCCUCUGCGACAGUGCAUCUGGUACAGCGCCCUUGGCUUCGGCGGCAUCAUCGGCUCCUACAUCUCCCGGGGCGUUGCUGGCCUCUCUGAAGAUACUCAGCCGGCGCGAUGGAAGAUCAUCUUCUACAUCCUCGGAGGAGCGACUAUGCUGUGGUCUUUCGUGCUGUAUUUUGGUCUGUCGGAUACGCCAUCCAACGCCGGCUUCCUGUCUGAGCGCGAGCGCAUCAUCGCGGUCACCAGAGUCUCCGGCAAUGAGACGGGCAUCAAGAACAAGGCUUUCGAUAAGAAGCAGGCGCUCCUGGCCUUAUACGACCCAAAGGCCAUCUUAAUCUUCAUCUCCGUCUUCGCCGCCGCCAUCCCCAACGGCGUCGUCAACUCCUUCUCCACCAUCAUCAUCGAAGACCUAGGCUUCUCGACCACCAAAACCACCGAGCUCAAAUCCGUCGGCGACGCCGUCCAAAUCAUCGCCCUCCUCAUCGGCGGCACCAUCACCCUCACCGUCCCCAACUCCCGCCUCCUCACCGCCUCCGCCGCCAACAUCCUCUGCACCAUCUGCGCGGCGCUCAUGGCCUACCUCCCGCGCAGCAAUACCUGGGGCCGUCUGGUCUGCUUCUGGCUCGUGAAUAGUCAGAGCGUGGGGUUUACGAUCAGUCUGGUCACGAUUAGUAGCAAUAUGGCCGGAUACACGCACCGGAGCCUCGCGAGCGCGUUUGUGUUUACUGCGUACUGCUGGGGGAAUUUCACGGGGCCGUUUGUGGUUAAGCAGAGUGAGGCUCCGAAUUAUCCUACGGCGACGGCGGGGCUGUUGGCGGGGUAUGCGAUUAAGACGGGCUGUCAUGCGCUGUUGUUGGUGUACCUGUUCAUGAGCAAUCGUCGGCGAGACAAGAAGUACGGACCCGCGGACAAGCAAAGGAGUAACGAGCUGGGUAUGCAGGAUGCGACGGAGUAUGAGAACAAGGACUUCCGAUAUGUCCUGUAA
Messenger RNA from Saxophila tyrrhenica, 1542 nucleotides. RefSeq lists its product as uncharacterized. Bases 1 to 1542 code for a protein of 513 amino acids. The record is from RefSeq and is a predicted model, not a curated record. NCBI's taxonomy places the organism in Eukaryota, Fungi, Ascomycota, Dothideomycetes, Mycosphaerellales, Extremaceae. The transcript is spliced from 5 exons. Gene Ontology annotation, cellular component: membrane. Gene Ontology annotation, biological process: transmembrane transport. Gene Ontology annotation, molecular function: transmembrane transporter activity.